GGCAUGGUCACGUGGUCGUGGUGUAAACAGUGAGGCUUGAAGACUACUACCCGCAUUUUGAGGCACACAUGGAAGAUGGAAGCAGAAACAGCAACUGAGGUGGUCGAUCCAAAGUCCGGUCGCUGCUACCAGUGUUUCCGCGUUAGCAUUGUCCUGGCAGGGGUGGUCUUCCUUGUCGCUUCGGCGCUCGCUUCCGGUGUCAUGCUCAGCUCUCACCUUACCUCCGCCACCACCGUUUCGACGACACCAGUUACAAUCGCUCCUCGGGCGAACCUGUGCAGCAGCAGAUCUUGCCACAAGCUAGCCACCAUCUUGUCCAGGUCUUACGACGAACAUCGUGACCCGUGUCUCAGUUUCGACGACUUUGUCUGCUCCAAGUCUGCAGGAAGUUUCAUGAAAGACUAUGAGGAGAACCAAUACAGGAUGGCCGCUGACGCUCUGAGUGAAAUACGAUCGGGAGAACACACGCCGGUGGAGAAGAUCGCGCGCUUCUUUCAAGAAUGCAUCGUCAGUAAGGCUCCAGACAGGCAACUGUUCCACAAGUUCCUCCUUGAUAACCACCUAGGUCUGGCACCCAAGCAAAAUCCCGUGGGCAUCAUGCUGCAACUGGCAGUCAAGUACGGGUACGGUAUCUUAUUCGAUCUUACCGCGAGACCAUGCUCGAACGGAACCGUACUGCUGUCCUUCGAACCGCAGCAAGACUUAACGGCUUGGGCUCAGGGCGCGAAGCAGGUCAAGUCCAGGAUGUCGCGGCUGCAAUAUAUCGUACGCCACUUAAGCUUCCUUCAAAAUAAUCACCAUGGCGAUAGAGAAGACCACAUACUUACGACGGAAACGAUCGUACACAGGCUCCUGUUUUCCGCCGUGCAUGUCGCUCAAAGUCCCAAUAAAUACUUGUCUCUGGACGAACUGGACGCUACCUCAAAGUUCGUCAAGUCGGAGAUGCUGCUUGAAUUCCUCAGAGCAGAUUCCCGCUUUCCAGCAGAUACAACCUACCACGUGUCCUCCAAAAGCGCUCCCGUGUUGUAUUUUGUCAACGACGUGCUCAACAGGGUGAAGCAGGAACAUCUCGGACCUUACCUGACGUGGGAGGCCUCGCGUCACCUGGGACCUCUGGUCAGCGAACUCUUUCGAGUGCCCGUCGUGUACAGGAAACACUACACAUCAAUGGCGACGAGAGAAGUCAUCGGCUGCUUCACUCUUGUGCACGACCUCGCAGGCACUUUAGCGUUUGCCCCGCUUGUCAGCAGGUACAUGAACGGCACAGCUUCGGCUAUGCUUGAAGAAAUGUUCAAAAUAAUUCGUCGCUCGUACGUCAAGAACGUCAGGAACGCCACCUGGAUCGCAAACGGGACCAAGGCGUCGCUCUUGACCAAGCUGGAACACGCGCGACUUAGCUUGGGCAGCCUCGAAUACGAUCCACUCCUCAUCAACAAAAACAGCGUCUACAACGAGCUUCCGCUGCUGAGAGGUUCCUUCUUCGAGAACUACCUCGCGUUGAGCGCAUGGCGCAUGAAGAACGGUUGGGCAACGGAAGACACUACAAACCGUGUGCAUCAUACUGGGGCAGAGGACAACGCUACCGUGUCCUUGCCCUCUGUGUGGACAUUACCGCCACUAUUUUACACUGACGGCUCCCUGGCCGCCAAUUACGCCCUAAUUGGUUCAUUGGUAGCCUCGCAGUUCAUUAAAAUCUUGGACAUAGAGCACUCGGAGCACGGCCAGCUCUCGAACCAAACGGAAUGUCUGAAGAACUUCUACCACGAGCCCAGCGGUUCGGUGAUCCUCAAAAUUCCCAGGACUGUAAAUGAUAUCAUGAAGAUAAAGCCUCUCUACGAAGCAUUCAUCGAAGCGUCUUCCAUUAAUAACGCGUCCACGACUUCCCUGCCAGUGGUGCCUACCUAUUCCACUCCUCAGACUUUCUUCCAGGUGAUGUGCUUGCGAUUCUGCCCUUACCAAACGUGGGUCCACAAAGCACCUCACUCGCUCAGCUGCAAUGUCCCUAUGAUGAACGUGAAAGAAUUUGCGGACGCCUACCGCUGUCCUCAACACUCUCCCAUGAACCCGGAGAAACGCUGUCCGAUUUGGACCAGCUGAUGUUCGUUAUUAAACGUGACUCUUACGCAAUA
Ornithodoros turicata is the source of this 2129-nucleotide messenger RNA. RefSeq names its product neprilysin-3-like. Gene Ontology annotation, biological process: protein processing. Gene Ontology annotation, cellular component: plasma membrane. The coding region runs from base 76 to 2097 and encodes 673 amino acids. The transcript has 2 exons. Gene Ontology annotation, molecular function: metalloendopeptidase activity. The record is from RefSeq and is a predicted model, not a curated record. NCBI's taxonomy places the organism in Eukaryota, Metazoa, Arthropoda, Arachnida, Ixodida, Argasidae.